Messenger RNA from Westerdykella ornata, 1082 nucleotides. RefSeq lists its product as uncharacterized. Bases 308 to 844 code for a protein of 178 amino acids. The transcript is spliced from 4 exons. Lineage: Eukaryota; Fungi; Ascomycota; Dothideomycetes; Pleosporales; Sporormiaceae. The record is from RefSeq and is a predicted model, not a curated record.
CAACUCCAAACUGAACGCAGGUAAUAUGGGAUGGGAGAGAGAGUGGAGUGAAGGUGGAAAGGUUUCUGCGAACCGAAGCUCCUCCACAACAAACAUGUGGUGCGAUGACUUCAUUGGUCCGGCCCGAUCAACGGUCCGUGCAUCUAUCAUCACCAUGUGCGAAUCUCAACACCACACUUGGACAGGAAAUCUCGAUUGGAUAUAAACCGACAUCUAACGUCGACAACAUAGGGAGAGUCACUAUCGCUACUCAUUGUUUGUUGGAGAACGGGACGCUGCUUAUGUCUCUUUCUCUUCGGUGGUGAAGAUGGACUUCCGACCCCUCAGUCAAAUGGGCGAGACAGAUGACGAUCUCUUGCAACAUCCCUGGAGACCGUUCUAUUACAUCUUUGGUGGGAAACCGGCAAUAGUGAAGCAAAAUAACGACUACGAUCGCUGGGUCUUCACAGAACGGCCGCUAUUCGGACCGCUGCUAUUCGAGAAUGCGCAGAGUGAUGCCAGAGAUCACGCGGCUAACGAGAGGACAUUUCUGUCGUGGCUGCGGCUCUCAAUCUUUAUGGCUGUUGUAUCCGUGGCUAUAGUACUAUCGUUUCACUUGAAGCACAAACCUAGUGACAUUGAGCUCAACAUGGCCCUCCCCUUCGGCAUCAUCUUCUGGAUCCUAUCUCUCGCCUGCCUCCUCUCCGGUCUCGCAAACUACCUCCGCACCGUCUCGCGCUACAGCCGGCGCGCCGCCCUCGUGCAGGCAGGCUGGAAAACGCAGGUUUUAUUUACGGUUGUGGCGACGGCGAUCGUGGCCGCCUGUGUGCUGUUUUUGGCGACGAAUGCAAAGAGUUCGAGGUGAGUGUGAGGGAGCUAUGCUGGACUAUUUACCUAGUUAGGGUUGUUUUGAGCUUGGGUAAUGAGCUAUGAGGAUAUGAUAUUUACGGCCUUUAGGGACGACGAGACAAUGGCGAAGCAUUAUCAUUUAUCAUAUAUCCAUCUCCUUGAUGUACGAAGAUAUCAGCAUCUAUCAAUGAAUGCCAGAUAAUCAAGAGCGUUCUCGGAGAGGUUGUAUCGAUCAAACAUUUUCCUAUAAUAAU